Molecule: messenger RNA, 2418 nt
Organism: Parascedosporium putredinis
Lineage: Eukaryota; Fungi; Ascomycota; Sordariomycetes; Microascales; Microascaceae
Source: the annotation of a GenBank genome assembly
AUGCCUCCUCCGCCGGCCCCGCCCCCGACGGAGGCAGCGUCGCCGCAAGAUCCUUUCGACGAAAAGCUGUCUGCCAACACGAGCAACACUCUAUACCGCCCACCCCAAGACCAUUCCGCCAUCUCUAUCACUGGUACCCGAGACCAGGACACGCUUCUUUUCGAUGAAGUCGAGCUGCAGCGAGCAGAAAGGCUUGUGUCCACGCGUGAGCAUGAGCUGACGGCCAAAGGCACCAAGCUUCGGACACAGCAGGUGGUGCACGAGGAUAGUGACGAUGAUUUCGCCCCUCCAGAGACGCGAACGCGGGCACAAGAUCCUCAACAGCCCGACACCCCCAUUUACCGUUUCUGGCUCCGUGUCAAGAAAUUCCCUCGAUUUAUCCGCUACUUCCUCUAUCUCAUCCCAGGUGCUCUGUUGCUUCUGAUCCCUGUACUGAUAGGGUACUUCGUUGACACUUCCGGCAUCAACCCUGUUGGCGGAGACGGUGGCGUAGACGUCAUGUGGUUUGGCAUCUGGCUAGAGAUCGUCUGGUGCAGCCUCUGGGUCUCUCGCAUGAUCACAAGCGUCGUGCCUUGGAUCUUCAAGGGCGUUGCCAUCCUCGUCGCGUCCAACACUCCUAAGAAGUGGAAGGAUGUUGGCCAUCGGCUUGAACUGCCCUUUGGCUUGUUUUUAUGGAUGCUGGCCGUCCUUGUUUCGUACCUUCCCACGCUGAAUAACCAUCGGGUUCCCAUCAAAGAUGGCGAUAACGAGCCUGACGUUAAUUGGAUCCCGAUUGUUUACAAGGUAAUCAUCUCUCUUUUUGUCCUAUCGACCCUCAAUUUCGUCGAAAAGGUCCUUAUCCAGUGGAUCGCAACAUCUUUCCACCAACGUACGUAUGCCCUUCGACAAAGCAACAACAAGGGUGCCAUCCAGAUAUUGGCUCGAUUGUACGAGUACUCCAAGAACAAAAUCCCCGACCUCGACGACACGGAUGGACCGAGUGGCACGCGAACCCCGAUGCAGGCUUUUUCGGAAAACGCACGCCAGGCCUGGUCUAAAGUCGGUAUGCUUGCCAACAAGCUCGGAAACGAUUUUAUUGGCCGGAAAGUUCCAGUCAACCAUCCCAGAAAGGUUGUGACGGAACUUCUUCGCGAAUCCAAGUCAGCCCACGUGCUUGCUCGUAUUAUCUACCGAGCUCUCCGUGUUGAAGGAAGGGACAAUGUGUUGGUGGAAGACAUGCAAGUCGUCUUCCCUGACGCGGACGAGGCUGAAGAAGCCUUUGGCAUCUUCGACAGGGACCUUAAUGGGGAUAUCUCAAUGGAGGAGUUUGAGUGUGUGUGCAACGAAAUUCAUCUGGAGCGGAAAGCGAUCGCGGCCUCGAUGAAGGAUCUCGACUCCGUGAUUAAGAAGCUGGACAACGUCUUUGUCUUUGUCAUUAUCGUGGUCGCCAUCAUCAUUCUUAUCUCCAUCAUCUCAGGUUCGGCAGCCUCCGCAUUGGCCUCGGCCGGGACUACUGUUCUCGGCCUGGCGUGGAUGCUCCAAGCCACCGCUCAGGAGUUUUUGCAGUCCAUCAUCUUCGUCUUUGUCAAGCACCCUUUCGAUGUCGGCGACCGUGUGACGAUUUAUGGCAACACGGGUGCGUUGGGUCGUGGCGACGAUUACUACGUGACAACUAUCUCGCUUCUCUACACUGAAUUCAAGAAGAUGGAGGGCCAUAUUGUGCAGGCGCCCAACUCGACGCUCAAUACGCUGUUCAUUCUCAACCACCGCCGUAGCAACGCCCUGGCGGAUCCGAUCGAGCUCAAGAUCCGCUUUGGCACGACGGAGGAGCAGGUGAAUGAGCUCAAGGCGAGAAUGGUGCAGUUUUGCUUGGCCAACAAGCGCGAUUACCACGCCAGAAUCUUGACCGAGGUUAGAACACUCGACGAGUUGCGCUCGGCGACGAUGAACUUCAUCUUUUUCCACAAGAGCAGCUAUCAAAACGAGUUGCUGCGUCUGUCACGACACAACCGUUUUGCGACGGAAUUGAUGGGGCAGAUGAUGGACCUUGGUAUCCAAGGACCGUACAGGAACGAGCCUGGCGGUAGCCGCGAGUUCCCUCUGUAUUGGCAUGGCACAGCUCCUCCGGCCUAUGGCAAUCACGAGAGCCGGAAGGACCAUAUGCACUCGCACGCUCACACGGACCAUCACGGGAUGGAUGAACUUGGGAGGAAUAGUUCAACAACGACGACAGGUCUAUCCCGACUUCGAACCGAGCCCCGCGUUUCGGAGCUUGCCGAGGAGUCGUUUGCGGAUUUCAAGAUGUCUAUUCCACCCGCCGAGAGCUCAACGUUAACCGGAACCGUUCGGUUCGCGACAGCAUCCAUGAGAGACGCAGUAACGAUAUCUCGAUUGCUAGCCCGACGUUGGACCGGACAGGUACGGCUCAAAGCACGUUGA